Messenger RNA from Sardina pilchardus (European sardine), 1848 nucleotides. Its product is annotated as E3 ubiquitin-protein ligase TRIM35-like. The record is from RefSeq and is a predicted model, not a curated record. The transcript is spliced from 6 exons. Gene Ontology annotation, cellular component: cytoplasm. Gene Ontology annotation, molecular function: protein binding; ubiquitin protein ligase activity. Gene Ontology annotation, biological process: protein ubiquitination. NCBI's taxonomy places the organism in Eukaryota, Metazoa, Chordata, Actinopteri, Clupeiformes, Clupeidae. The coding region runs from base 330 to 1085 and encodes 251 amino acids.
AGCUCUUCUGUCUGGAUGAUGAACAGCCUGUGUGUGGGGUGUGUCGAGACUCAAGAAAACACACCAACCACAAGUUCCAACCUGUAAAUGAGGUUGCAUCUGAUCUAAAGGAGGAGUUGAGCAUCAGAUUACAGCCCUUAUGGAAGAAUCUGAAGGAUCUUCAGAAAGCAAAAAGCAACUGUGAUGAAACAGCGCAAUACAUUAAGACUCAAGCCCUAAACACAGAGAAGCAGAUCAAGGAAGAGUUUGAGAAGCUUCACCAGUUUCUUCGAGAUGAAGAGGCAGCCAGGAUAGCUGCACUGAAGGAGGAAGAGGAGCAGAAGAGUCAGAUGAUGAAGGAGAAGAUUGAGAAGAUGAGCAGAGAGAUUUCAUCUCUUUCAGACACAAUCAGAGCCAUAGAAGAGAAGAUGGGAGCUGAUGACAUAACAUUUCUACAGAACUACAAGAGCACAGUGGAAAGAGCCCAGUGCACACUGCAGGAUCCAGAGAGAGUUUACUGGGGUUUUAUCAAUCGGGAAAGGCACCUGGGCAGCCUGAAGUUCAGAGUCUGGCAGAAGAUGAGCAAUAUUGUACAGUGCACUCCUGUGACUCUGGAUCCCAACACUGCACACACAGAUCUCAUCCUGUCUGAGGAUCUGACUAGUGCAAGAUACGUUGAGGAUAAUCCAGAGAGGUUUGAUAAGCAACGUAGUGUCCUGGGCUCUGAGAACUUUAACUCAGGGACUCACUGCUGGGAUGUGGAGGUUGGAGAGAACACAUGGUGGGGUGUAGGUGUGCUGACAGAGUCCUCCCAGAGGAAGGGAAACUGUACCUCUAUGAGUGGACUGUGGUAUGUGUUUUAUAAAGACAGUAAAUAUGGAGCACAUGCUCCACCACAGCCCCCCACUCUCCUCACAGUGAAGCAGAAACUCCAGAGGAUCAGAGUGCAGCUGGACUGGGACAGAGGAGAGCUGUCAUUCUCUGACCCUGAUAAUAACACACACCUACAUUCUCUCACACACACUUUUACUGAGAGGGUGUUUCCAUACUUUAAUGUUGGAUGCAGUCUCUCUCCUCUGAGGAUCCUACCAGUGAGUCCUCAGUAAGAUCAGAGCAGCACUGAUGGAGCUGAUGGUGUCUCUGACUGGACUCCCAUAAGGCCAGUAUGUGUGAUGAUGAGGGGGGAGGGCAGAUAGGGCAGAAUAGGUAGUGAGGAGUAAACAAAUAGCUCUCAGGUUAAUGUUAGUGACCUGUGUUAUUUAUAGCAGCCUAAUGAUAUGGGUCUUUGUGGCUUGAUAAUAAAGCUAUAAAAUGUUGUAUUCACAUAACACUAUAAUCAUCCAGGGUUUCAAAUGUCUCUGACUUGUUUUUGUUUUUUUUUCUGAUAUAUUUUACACUCCUAGUAUAAAAUGAAUGUGUUGAAAACGGCACAUCUCUGUGUCCAGAUAGGGACAACACCGUUUGUGCUGUUUCCAUUGUUUUUGUUAUUUGUUACACAAUGGUUGAAAAUAACACAUUUGAAAGUGUAAAAAUGUGUAAAAAAUCAGGGUAAAUUCUUCAUCUGCAACACAUAUUUCUGGAAUUUCUUCUACAAAAAUAUUGAAUUAAGUUAACUGAACACAUACCUUUGUAAUAUUCAGUCUGUAAAUGUGACUUAUAAGGGAGUCAGUGCAAUUAUGUGCAUUUGACCGUUGCCCCUAAUCUGACAUUGGGACUUAUACAGAGGAAUCUGCCAGUGUCUCAGCCAUGUGAGUUUUAUAGAGGAACAUGACUGUGCAUGUUUUCAAAUAAGCUGCAUUACUUUGUAGAAAUCUGCUUUCACUUUGACAUUAAAGAGGGGAUUGCUGUAAAUUAUUGUUAAAAAGGGCA